Molecule: messenger RNA, 1626 nt
Organism: Lemur catta (Ring-tailed lemur)
Lineage: Eukaryota; Metazoa; Chordata; Mammalia; Primates; Lemuridae
Gene: STEEP1
Product: STING1 ER exit protein 1
Exons: 7
Coding region: 55-723 (222 amino acids)
Source: RefSeq, a predicted model, not a curated record
UUUCUGCGCGAUCCUCUUCCUUGGGGUGGAGUUUUCAGGCUGUUACUCUGAACUAUGCCGAAAGUAGUGUCGCGGUCGGUAGUCUGCUCCGACACCCGGGAUCGGGAGGAAUAUGACGAUGGUGAGAAGCCCCUCCACGUGUAUUACUGUUUGUGCGGCCAGAUGGUCCUGGUGCUGGACUGUCAGUUAGAGAAAUUGCCCAUGAGGCCCCGGGACCGGUCUCGUGUAAUUGAUGCUGCCAAACACGCCCACAAGUUUUGUAACACAGAAGAUGAGGAAACCAUGUAUCUUCGGAGGCCGGAAGGCAUUGAACGACAGUAUAGGAAGAAGUGUGCGAAGUGUGGACUGCCACUCUUCUACCAGUCCCAGCCGAAAAAUGCUCCCGUGACCUUCAUUGUGGAUGGAGCAGUAGUCAAGUUUGGCCAGGGUUUUGGGAAAACGAAUAUAUAUACGCAGAAACAAGAGCCCCCUAAGAAGGUGAUGAUGACCAAACGAACUAAAGACAUGGGCAAGUUCAGCUCUGUCACUGUGUCCACCAUUGAUGAAGAAGAAGAGGAGAUUGAGGCUAGAGAAGUUGCCGACUCAUAUGCACAGAAUGCCAAAGUGAUCGAAAAACAGCUGGAGCGCAAAGGUAUGAGCAAGAGGCGACUGCAAGAGCUGGCUGAACUCGAAGCCAAGAAAGCGAAAAUGAAGGGGACCUUGAUUGACAACCAGUUCAAAUGACCAUGACCUUUCUCUGAGCACAGACUGGAGGCAAGCAUUUAGAUAAGGAAGAAAAGUAACUUCAUUACGUGGACCGAUUCUUAUAUAUGUCCCACCUGAAGGCUUUACGUUGCUUCUCAUAGAUUCUCCUACAUUCAGUGAGGUCUUUAACUGAGUCCAUUUGACCUGCUUCCCAGGAGAUGGAUUUUUUAAAAUCUUUUCUGUACUAUUUUUUGUCUAUUUGAUGUAAACUUCAGCUACGUAGAAACUAUGAAUAGAUCAGUGCUUGGGUGUCUCUAGUUUCUAAAAUGGCUGUUUUUAUUCCUUCUUCAAAGUUAAUAAAAUGUUUAAAGAUUUUUUGAAAAAAUAUUAUAGCAUGUCAGAGAGAAAAGCAGCAUGAAUUAUAUUUAGUUUCAGCAAGUCAGAUCCUUUUAAGUAACCCUGUCUUGGUUCUUAGAAUUGGCUAUGGUUUGAAUCUUUCUACUGUCAGGGAAGAAUCAUUAAAAGCCAAAAUCUGCAUAAAAAGCUUCCUUUAUUUCAGACGGUGAAUCUGUAGAUGAGCCAUCCCAGAUCAGACUUUAUACUUAAGGAAAAGCUAGAUUGCAGUGAGGGGGUAGGAUAGCUCAGAUCUGCAUGAAAAUAGGGUCUCAGUAAGUAACCCAAGGGAGCUACCAUUCAGUUAGUUAGGUAAGAGUACUGCUUCCCUGUGUGGGUACAUGGGAGGGAGACAUUAGAGAUAAAGAAAUGAUACUGAGAUAAACAAAAUUAUCUGUCAGGUGUCUUUUAUUUUAUAUUUGCUAUUUGUAGAGGAGUGUUGUAUGUAUGGAUAUUAUUUUAUGUCACACUGCUUCAAUGAUAUCAAUAGCCAUGUAUUUGUACCCAUGUUUUUAUCAGUUUGCUUGUAUUACAAGUGUUGGGACAGGA